UUCAACAACUGCAGCCACCUCGYUAGCUCGCUAGCCAACAAAGUCGAAACAAAAACUCUUUAGACAAUUUCGUGGUUUAUUUGCGACUAUGUUUUAAACGCACUUCUGUGGAAACAACUAGUUACCCCAUUUAAUGUAAUAUUUACGUUGUUGUCAGUCAGCUGGCUGGUUUAGUUAGCAUCCCCGACCAUGAGUUUACUAAGCUACUCUCUUCCUGCUAAAGAAGAUGUUCGGUGGACGGAGAACGGAACUAUCGUGAAAGAUGAGGAGGCUGUUACCGUAAAAAAAGAAGUAAAGGGCGAGGCUGUUACGGUGAAAGAUGAGGAAGACGCGUUCAAAGUGAAAGAGGAGGCUGUUUCAGUGAAAGAAGAGGACGAGGAGGUUACUGUCACAGUGAAAGAAGAGGAUUACGAUUUUGGAGUGGAGGAGGAAGAUAAGGAGAUUACUGUCACAUUGGAGGAGGAAGAAGAGAAGACUGGAGAUCUGAUUAACUCCAGAGAUAAACCAGACUCUCACUCUGACAGCGGGAAGAGUCCUUCAGGGGAUCCAGACCCAGAGAUUCCCAAACCAGCGACACGACACAACUGCUCCCAGUGUGGAAAGAGUUUUAAAUGGUUAUGUAAGCUCAAAGAGCAUGAGAGAACACACACAGGAGAAAAGCUCUUCCAAUGCUCCCAUUGUGAAAAGAGAUUUAACCAGUCAUCACAUCUGAAAGAGCAUGAGAGAAUACACACAGGAGAGAAGCCUUUCCAAUGCUCCCAGUGUGGAACGAAAUUUACACGGUUAAGGCACCUGAAAGAGCAUGAGAGAAUACACACAGGAGAGAAGCCUUUCCAAUGCUCCCAGUGUGGAAAGGGUUUUACACGGUUAGGGAACUUGAAAGAACAUGAAAUAAUACACACAGGAGAGAGGCCUCACCAUUGCUCCCAAUGUGGAAAGAGUUUUACCCGAGUAGGGCACCUAAAAAUACAUGAGAGAAUACAUUCUGGAGUGAAGCCUUACCUCUGUUCCCCGUGUGGAAAGAAUUUUAGGUGGUUAGAAAACCUGAAGCAGCAUGAAAAGACACACACAGGGGAGAAGCCUUACCAUUGCUCUUACUGUGGAAAGGAUUUUACCACAAUAGGGAACGUAAAAGAGCAUGAGAUGAAACACACAGGAGAAAAACCUUUCCAAUGUUCCAAGUGUGGAAAAAGUUUUACACAUUUAGGAAGUCUGAAAAGGCAUGAAGCAAUACACACAGGAGAAAAACCCUACAACUGCUCUCAGUGCGGAAAGUGUUUUCCCCAGUUAGGGUAUCUGAAAAAACAUGAGAAAAUACACACUGGAGAGAAGCCUUACCACUGUCCCCACUGUGGAAAGAGUUUUACCCGGAUAGGGAGCCUUAAAGAGCAUGAGAGGAUACAUACAGGAGAAAAGCCUUUCCAAUGUUUCCAGUGUGGAAUGGAGUUUUACCCAUUUAGUGAGCCUGAAAAAUCAUGAAGGAAUCACACAGGAGUGGAGAAGACCUACCACUGCUCUCAGUGUGGAAAGAGUUUUACCCACUUAGGGAACCUAAACAAACAUAGGCGAUACACUCUGGAGAGAAGCCGUACCCUGUUCCCGUUGUGAAAUACUUUUAGAUGGUUAGGAGACCUGAAGGAGCAUGAGAAGACACACACAGGGGAGAAACCUUACACUGCUCCUUGUGCGGAAAGGAUUUUACCAAGUUAGGGAACCUAAAAGAGCAUAAGAAGAAACACACAGGAGAAAAGCCUUACAAUGCUCCCUGUGUGGAAAGACUUUUACCCAGUUAGGGGGGCUGAAAUAUCACGAGAGGACGCACACAGAAAAAAAGACUUACCACUGCUCUCAGUGUAAAAGAUAUUUACCCGUUAGGGAACCUGGAAAAGCAUGAGAGAAUACACAUACUUAGGUGAGGAUACGACCAUCUAUUGAUCCCAAUGUGGAAAGAGUUUAGUUCAGUUAGGGAACCGAAGAGCAUGAAAACAAAUACAGUAGAGAAGGCCUUACUACUGCUUAAUUACGGAAAGACAUUUUCCCAGUCAGAGGACCUGAAAUUAAAUGAUAGAAUAGAGAUUCUGUGUUCUGACUUGUGUUUUUGACGGAGAAAUAAUGGUUU
This is a messenger RNA of Salvelinus sp. IW2-2015, 2119 nucleotides long. Its product is annotated as zinc finger protein 135-like. The record is from RefSeq and is a predicted model, not a curated record. Lineage: Eukaryota; Metazoa; Chordata; Actinopteri; Salmoniformes; Salmonidae. Gene Ontology annotation, molecular function: RNA polymerase II cis-regulatory region sequence-specific DNA binding; DNA-binding transcription factor activity, RNA polymerase II-specific. Gene Ontology annotation, biological process: regulation of DNA-templated transcription.